AUAUGGCAUUGCGCCAGAAAUUUUAAACCACGGCUUCCCGCGUGUGCUCAUCAAGACCUACAUGCAGUACAUGCGUGUGCUCUGUUCCCGCCUCAGCAUUAGUCAUAUCGGACUGAUACCGCUCUGCCCGUAUAAACGUACUGACUUCGAUCUGUCCACAGCCAAAAACAGUUUGCUGUCUUGCUAGAUCGACGGUGCGUGUCUGCGGAGUCUCUGCAUUUUUGCUCGACACUCAACUAUCGACUUGAGUCGACAUAGGUUUGCCAUAUCUCUAGUCUCCUUCCCAGACGCAUAAUCUGAGUCUCGGCAGACAGCAUUUCAAGUUGAUCUACAAUGUCGACGUCCUUCCAAAGAUUACAUAAGGCCCACCUAUCCAGGUGCUGUACUGCACUGAUGGUCGCCAUUUUGUUUCUGUCAACGGUGAAAUCUGACCCCGGGAAGACAGACUGCCUCGUUCCCGACGAUGUUCAGCUCCUUGCCCAACUGCUAUCAAACGGUGGGAUUGUGAUGAGUCCCACUGGCAACGAGGCAGACGAGCACGAGCAAUCCUUAGUCCAAGACCCUCGCGAUAUCUUCCAGGCCGGCCAAGUUGACCUUAACUCAGGGGUCACUCCGGGAGACUGGCACUGUCCUAUCGGGGAGGAACCUCCGCGGCACGCACCAGUGCAUGAGCUCGCAGCGUGCCCGUGGCGGUUCGUGGUGGACCGUGACCCAACCCGCUACCCGCCUACCGUGUUCCACGCCGUUUCUCGGUGCGGCGCCUGCUUAGGUCCCGGUGGCUCUCUCAUAGCCGGAACGAGAUGUGAACCCGUGACCUACCAAACCAAGGCGCUGCGCCAAAAGGGAUGUGAACAACCCGGAGGUGUCAUGACAUAUGACGUGGAGAACUUGGAACAAACUGUUGCUUUUCAGUGCACCUUCAUUGCCAAAUGAUAAAAUUAAAAAUAAAAUUGUUCCACCGAUUUUUGGGGGUACCGGGAACAUGGGGUGUACAAGCAUAACAUUCACUGUGUGGACUUCCGAACAAAAGAAGUCCACAUACAAACCAGGUAGCAGCGACGUUGUGUGGACUUGCCCACGUCC
Patiria miniata (bat star) is the source of this 1083-nucleotide messenger RNA. RefSeq lists its product as uncharacterized. Gene Ontology annotation, molecular function: cytokine activity. Gene Ontology annotation, cellular component: extracellular region. The transcript is spliced from 2 exons. Bases 334 to 933 code for a protein of 199 amino acids. The record is from RefSeq and is a predicted model, not a curated record. Lineage: Eukaryota; Metazoa; Echinodermata; Asteroidea; Valvatida; Asterinidae.